Molecule: messenger RNA, 1153 nt
Organism: Brassica oleracea var. oleracea
Lineage: Eukaryota; Viridiplantae; Streptophyta; Magnoliopsida; Brassicales; Brassicaceae
Product: probable carboxylesterase 2
Exons: 2
Coding region: 115-1059 (314 amino acids)
Molecular function (GO): hydrolase activity
Source: RefSeq, a predicted model, not a curated record
AUUUAAUCAUCUCGAUGCUUAUUUUUUUAAAAGAAAGAAAUAUUGGCUCUCUCCCUUAAUCAUUCUCUCUCUUAUUUCUACCAAACAGACACAACAAUAAACUGUCUCUCUCUCAUGGAAUCAACGAAGAAGCAAUUAUCGUUGGAGGUGCUUCCAUGGUUAGUUGUUCACAGCGACGGAACGUUAGAGAGACUAGCCGGAACCGAGGUUUGUCCACCCGGUUUAGAUCCAGAAACCGGCGUACUAUCGAAAGAUAUCAUCAUCGAUCCCAAAACCGAUUUAUCAGCCCGAAUCUACAGGCCUGACUCGAUUCAACCCGGUCAGAAACUUCCAGUCGUGCUCUAUUUCCAUGGCGGUGCAUUUCUCAUCGCCUCCGCCUCCCUACCCAAUUACCACACCAGCAUUAACAAACUAGUCGCUCAAGCCAACAUCAUCGCUGUCUCUGUCAAUUACAGACUAGCACCAGAACAUCCACUUCCUACAGCGUACGAAGACUCAUGGAACGCACUCCAAGGGGUUCAAGCCGGAAACGAGCCAUGGAUCAACGACUAUGCUGAUUUCAACCAGUUCUUCCUAGCCGGAGACAGCGCUGGAGCUAACAUCUCGCACCACCUCGCGUUCCGAGCCAAACAAUCAGACCACACUGUUAAAAUCAAAGGCAUCGGAAUGAUCCACCCAUAUUUCUGGGGAACACAACCGGUAGGCUCGGAGGUCACAGACGAAGCGAGGAAACAAAUGGUGGACGGAUGGUGGCGAUUCGUGUGCCCGUCCGAUAAAGGAUCCGAUGACCCAUGGAUCAAUCCGUUUGCGGAUGGGUCGCCGAAUCUUGAAGGGGUAGAGGGUGAGAGAGUGAUAAUUACGGUGGCGGAGAGAGAUAUAUUGAGAGGAAGAGGAAAAAUGUAUUACGAGAAAUUGGUGAAUAGCAAUUGGAGAGGCAAUGUCGAGAUUAUGGAGACAAAAGGGAAAGAUCAUGUGUUUCAUAUAUUCGAGCCUAACUGUGAUGAAUCUAAGGAGAUGGUACGUCGCUUGGCUUUAUUUAUAAACCAAGUCGAAGCUUGAAAUCUGUUUUGCGCAAUUUUUCUCUGUUAUUUAAUGGCUUUUGACAUGUUUGUAACAAUUCAUAAACUUUUUUUAAUAAUGUUGCUGUGUUCUA